CGGGGUCCCGGGCUGAGGGAGCCGGAAGGAAGUAAGCGGUCCCGCCCCUUUUCCCCUCUCGUUUCCGUAGGAGCCACCGCCGCUGCUGCCGCAGCUCCUGCGUGUUCUCCGGCGAGCCGGAGUCUUCCUGCAGUACCCUCGGUCCCCGGCCGCGCGGAGCCGGGAUGCACUGCUCCUGCUGUGGGUCCUCAUCAUGGAGACCAAACGGGUGGAGAUUCCCGGCAGCGUCCUGGACGAUCUCUGCAGCCGAUUUAUUUUGCAUAUUCCCAGCGAGGAAAGAGACAAUGCUAUCCGAGUGUGUUUUCAGAUUGAACUUGCCCAUUGGUUUUACUUGGAUUUCUACAUGCAGAACACACCAGGAUUACCUCAGUGUGGGAUAAGAGACUUUGCUAAAGCUGUCUUCAAUCAUUGUCCAUUUUUGCUGCCUCAAGGUGAAGAUGUGGAAAAAAUUUUGGAUGAAUGGAAGGAAUAUAAAAUGGGAGUGCCAACAUAUGGUGCAAUUAUUCUUGAUGAGACACUUGAAAAUGUACUACUGGUUCAGGGGUACCUAGCAAAAUCAGGCUGGGGAUUUCCAAAAGGAAAAGUAAAUAAAGAAGAAGCUCCUCAUGAUUGUGCUGCUAGAGAGGUCUUUGAAGAAACUGGUUUUGAUAUUAAAGAUUAUAUUUGUAAGGAUGAUUACAUUGAACUUCGGAUCAAUGAUCAGCUUGCUCGUUUGUACAUCAUUCCAGGAAUUCCAAAAGAUACAAAAUUUAACCCAAAAACCAGAAGAGAAAUCCGGAAUAUUGAGUGGUUCUCCAUUGAGAAAUUGCCUUGCCAUAGAAAUGAUAUGACCCCAAAAUCCAAACUUGGUUUGGCACCAAACAAAUUUUUUAUGGCCAUUCCUUUUAUCAGACCACUAAGGGACUGGCUUUCUCGAAGAUUUGGAGAUUCCUCAGAUAGUGACAAUGGAUUUUCCUCAGCUGGUAGCACACCAGCUAAACCCACUGUGGAAAAAUUGAGUCGAACCAAAUUCCGCCACAGUCAGCAGUUAUUUCCUGAAGGUUCUCCUGGUGACCAGUGGAUAAAGCACCGGCAGCCACUGCAGCAUAAACCAUAUAAUAAUCAUCACGCUGAAAUGUCUGAUCUUUUAAAGGCAAAGAAUCAAAGUAUAAGGGGAAAUGGCAGAAAACAGUAUCAAGAUUCACCUAAUCAAAAGAAAAGAACAAAUGGGAUCCACAGCCAGCCAGCGAAGCAACAGAAUCCCCUGGUGAAAUGUGAAAAAAAACUUCAUCCACGAAAACUUCAGGAUACUUUUGAAACAGAUGCUGUGUAUGACUCACCUUACUCCGGUGAAGACCAGUUGCUCGAACAUGCCGAGGGCCAGUCUGUGGCAUGUAAUGGACACUGCAAGUUCCCCUUUUCAUCCCGAGCUUUUUUGAGUUUCAAGUUUGACCAUAAUGCUAUAAUGAAAAUCUUGGACCUUUGAUAGCAGCAAAUAUGGAAGUCCCCAAAUCAGAGACUUGUUGCAUUUGAGUGGGUGUCUCUUUGAGCCUUACCUUUCUCAGGUGUUUUAAAGAAAUGCAGGGAGACGAUGAUGUUUCUGAAGAGAUGUUCUCUGUGCAGAAGAGAGAGUAGAAAGAAACAUGAAUUUGCACUGUAAAUGUGGUUAUAACUUUUUAUACACAUGUACCUUUUCAGUGUUUGGCUAAUGAAUUUAAGUUGCUUUUUAUGAGGGCAUUUUUUUCUGUGAUUGUGGUUUUUAUCUUGUAUUCUGGUCACAAAAAUAGUGUUUGAGUCAUCAUUAAGUAGCCGGGUUAAUGGGAAUGCUCCAUCUUCCCACUGCAGCGAUUGUAAUACUAGUUUCCUUAUACUGAAAAUUUUAAAAGAACCUUAAAAUACACAGUUAUUACAUGAAUACAAGACCCGAAAUGUCACAGAAGUCAAGAUUGCUGGUCAUCUGCUUUGGUGGCAUUUUGCACAUUUCUAUGCUUCUAAUAGCUUAGGUUCGCUAACCUUCCUUGCUGGGAGUUUUGUUGAAAGGUUUUACUUAGAGUCAGAAUCUGCUAUAUAAUGUUCAUGUUCAAGAUGAACUCAUGGCACUUCGUUAAAGGACAGAGUCCUCAGCCUGGAGAGGGGCUUGAGCUGGUGGUGGAGAGCUGCGGCUCUGGUUCUGAAUCGCGCAGUGUGCUCGGAGGUUGUGGGGAGAGGACAGCUGGGGGAGAGCACGGGGCCGGGGCCCCGAGACUGUGCUGUCGCAGCUCAGCGUCCCACCGCCAGCCCCUUGGGGCCGUGUGGCUUUGUUCCCGUGCAGCUCGACUCUGUGUUACAGCUGUGUAAAUACGUAUGGAAUACCGACAUUACUAGGUUCCACAUUGCAUCUCAGUGUUGAUCUCUGGAAACUGAUGCUAUUCUAGGUUCCCAUUUGCCAUAGUAGCAGAGACUGACAUACUUGGUAGCGUACUGAAGCCUCUGGACGAUGGAGUGAAAAGGGAAGGGUGUGCAGUUUACUCAAAUACUGAUAAAGCAUCGCACUAGGGGAGGAGCAGAACAGGGCAGCAACAUGUGUGAUUCACUCCUAGGAAUGUAUUGUGCUCCUUUAGGAUUCUUAAAUCCAAAUAAGGAUGGCAGUGCCCAUUUAGAGAAGGAGUUUAGCUAUGUAAAGCUAUGGACAAUCACCAGGGCUUUAAGGGGGCUUUAGUGUUUGGGCUGCUUCUGACCUCAUUGAAGGUGUUUCUUUGGGGGUGGGGGGAGAGUAUUAGCAUAUGCGUGCAUACGCGUCUGUCAUAUGGGUUUUAAAAAUCUAUUUUACAUGUGGUAUCCACAAAAUAUAUCUCUGCUUGUAAAUUUUAUUGUGGAAAUCUUGAUUCUGUAUAGAUAGUCUAUUUAAUAGGGUUUCUAUUUAACCCUGUGGGACUUUCAAAAGAAGUGCUGUUGUAAGGAGUUCACUUGGUAUUUCUUUGCUUUAGAUUUUCAAUGGCUUGAUUUUAAAGGAGAAAGUCUAUUUAUGAAUAAAAGUGUCACCAUCUUGGUGCUAAUUAAGCAGGAUAAUUCAGUUUUAGCAGUGUGUUAGAACUAGGUUAUCCACUGUCCUGCAUCUUUUAAUGUGACAAAUUGGUGAAUCCUUCUGUGACCUUUUAAAAAUGCAUUUUAAGAUUGCUUUGGAAGCUCUUAACUGUUCUGAGAAUACAGCAGCUUUGCUUUGGUCUCCUUGAGCCAUAUUUAUAGUUGGUCCCAGCAUUCCAGGUUUCUGUUCUUAAUGGAGUGAAAUUUAGUUUGUCUGGCAGGUGAGUCGUUUUCACUCACUUACUGCUGUCUGGAAACCAUUUAAUUUUUUGUGAUUUUGAAUGUGUUUUUUUCUGUUUAAGUGAUUGCUUUGGUCAGUCUUUCUGGUUCCUUGAGUUGAAAGUUUCAGCUCUUGACACUAAAGCAGAAGAGAUUAGUUACCAGAAUUAUGGCCUCUAAUGGUGUUGAGCCUUUUCAAGAACCAACAGAUUAUUUCUUUUCGAUUAUGGUAGUUUGGUUAAAUAUUGCUAUUGGGCUGCUUCAUUUAAUGCACUGUGGGUGGGACAAAAUAAGGGUGUUGUUGGGAUGGUAAUUUUGGUAUUGAGACUUUUAGCUCUCUUGACAGUUUGAGAUUUAAAAAAUGUUAAAAGAUGAGUUAAAAUUUAUUUGUGUGAUGUGACUUAACUAUGCAGAAAAUGUAUAAGUUGGAUGUACCUAUUUUAUGUACAUCUGCUAUACUUCUUCCCUUGAACCUGUGUAUUAGAUUCUCAGUGUUCAGCUUACCUUGAAAAGGGCCAUGCUUAGCACAGAACUAGAUUUCUUGAUUGAGAAAUUUUAGCAUGGUUUGAAGAAAUCAAGUGAUAGAUAAGGGAGUGUGCUGAAUAUGCAAUACUUUACUUCUGUGUGCUGCAUUUUAAGAAGCUAGAUGAGAAUAGCAGUUGUGUUGGCUUCAAUUACAUAUUAUGUCUUUGAGAGAAAUAGGUCUUUUGAAUCCACUUUUUCAGUAUUCUUAGUUCCAAGGUUCAGUGUACUGUGAAUCUUUUUAUUUUUUUAAAUUUCCUAGGUGCUUCUAUGUAUAACUGUAAUGAUUUGUAAGAUGUUCAAUGAAUUGUUUUUGUACUUAACCAUUAUAAUCUAGAAGAUAGGAGUAUGGUUUAUAUGCUUUCACAAGUUUUUGUUCAGAACUAGCAAAUGAAUGGUUUUAAGAUUUCAAAGUGGUGUUCUGAGACAUGAGCAUUUGGAGACAUGUGAGAUCCUACUAGAGCUUUUGUAGCAUGGGUGAAAUUUGGUUGAAGAUGUUUGAAAGUGAAGUUGGAUUUUCAUGGUUAUGAAAAGGUGAGUUUCCUAUGCUGUAAAGGAAUGGUGGUCACUGCUUGCUGCUUUGAACUUGGAUUAUUUUUCCAUUAAUUAUCAAUUAGUAAGUACAAAUGAAGAUGUAUAGCAAUAUUAAUUUUAUGCUAUGAGAUUGGGUUGGUAUUGUCUUUUAAGUCUUUAGUGAUUUGUGUGUUAAUAUAAAAAUAACUCCUCAAGUCUAAGUGAAUGGCAUCCUUCCAUAAGGAGGAUUAAAUUCUUCUAUAAAACUUAAUACAUUGUGGUAGUCUUAGAAAAUUUCAGGUCUGAGUGCAUGUAUGCAUUAAAAAAAAUUAAAAACAUUUCAUUACCUUUUCCCUUGCUUUUUUUUGUUUGUUUCCAACAGUUAACUUGAACAGUAAGGAGCAAAAUCAGUUAAAAAAUUAGACUUUUUACAGUUAUUUUUCUUACUUUGAUAAUAUCUCUUGGCUUUUUAUCUUUAUCUUUGUACCAGUGGCCCUCUGAGCUGUGUGCUCGGAGGUUUUUGUUUUGAUUGACAUCCAUUGUGUCUUUGUAUUCUCUGAGGCAGUACAGUCUUUUCUUUGCAUGUUAAUCAUAGUUAAAAGGUCAGACUCAUUAACGUUUUCUGAUUGAAGAAAAGUUAGGUGUCACCUGGCAGUUUUGAGUUAGGUGUUUUCUGGCCUGGGGAAGGGACUCGCGUGUAUUCCUGUAAUGUUACAGGUAAACAAGACAAACUCAUUCUGUCUGAAGGUGUCAGUCUACUUUAUGUUUUAAGUACCUGUCUCUAGGUAAAUGGGUGUUAGUAAAGUAAGUUUUGUUAAACUUUAUUCCUGGUAGUUUGGUGAAGCCUUGAGUUCCUCAUUAUGUACUAGACUUUAAAAUCAGUUUGUACAGUUGCCGAAAAUUGUAAAAAUGAGAUUAUGAUGGGCUUUCUCAGCAUCUUUUUCUUCUUAGAAUUGAGUUGUUUUUGAAGUUUCUCCACCUCUGUCAUGAAGAAGGCAGAUUACAGAUGGACAGUAUAGGCUCUGUCUCGUGCUUUUGAAGCAAAUUCUGGAUAUCAGUUUCAAAAAAUAUGAAAGGUUUAUUGUUAUAGGGUAAAAAGUGCCCCGAAGGAGGAAGAUAGCUAUAGUUACUGGGCAAGGAAAACAGAAGGCAGAGAUUUUAGAAGAUAAAAUCAGUUCUCAAGUGCUGUAUGAUGCAUGAGGCCAGAAAUGUGACCAUUGCCUCACCCAAGCAGAGUCUCAUGUGUGGCCAUUACCAAGCGUUUUCUGGCUCCAGGUUUAAUUAUUUUCUCAGUAUGGUUGCCAAGGGGUCCAGCAAAUCUGAAGUGAUUUUUCUCCCUUUAAUAGUCAGUGUUUGAGACUCUGGCCCUUCCCUUGCUGACGCUGCUUUAGGACUCCAACCACACUGAAGUGCUGACACGCUGCUUUCUCCCACAGCCCGGAGCAUACCCAGCCACCCUUGGCCAUGUGUCACGGUCGCUGCUCACGGUAACCCGCAGGACAGAACGUACACUUGUCCCAGACAGGGGUCCUGGUUUCCCAUGACAGUGUUCAUUACUGAAAUGGCGGUCUGUAGCUAGGGAGCCAGAGUAAAGCUACCUCCCCUGCCUGGGAGUGGACGUGAAGGGCUGGCUUCCAUCAGUUUUGUCGCUCAGACUUUUACCAUAAAAGUACAGAGAAGUGUAAAUAAAAAACUAUGAUGAAGUAUUCAAGUUUUAUCUUGAGAAAAUGUUCAUAACUGACUCUUUAAUCUGGGUUCCUUAGGAAAUCACCAGCAAAGAAAUCUCAUUUGUCUUGGGUCUCCUGUGGUUAGCAGCGGGGGUGGUCUAGUUACGGUGGCAGCUUGGCAGCACAGCCUGAGAGGAAUUGGCCUUAUUAACAAGGUGCUCGUGUUGGCUCUGUAGUUGCUGGUCAUUGUCUUCUGGGGAAAGACAUGGGAUGCAGAGGGCAGUUGCCUGUGUGUUUUGUUUCCUGUGGACCCUUGUUGUUAGUAGCCUUUAAUCCAUUCGUCCAGUUGAAGAAGGCGGCUCUGAACACUCACUUGCUGCUUAUUUGGUGUUUGGGUGUUCUUGUGAUUGGCCUCUAUCUGGUGAGUAUUCUUUGAAGACCUGUUGUUCCUGAAUCCUUUUCUGGGGGUGACUGGUCAGAAAGAGGCCAUUGAGUCUGUCCCUUUGUGUCAUUUUUUUCUUUCUGUAACAAUUUUUUUUCUUUGUGAUGCAUCUCUCUCGUCAGUCUACCACUGUGGGAAUUUACAGGUAAUAAUUGCAUCUUAACUUUGACCCUUGGGCCAUGAGCAGUCAGGAGGGGCUGUGGCCACCUGGGCUUGUUGAUUUUAGUUUCAUAGCUGUUACAUUGGUUUGGGAACAGGGGAAACUUCUGUGUUGUUCUAGGGCACUGAGCAGUGUUCUGGUCUCUGAGAGGUCUUAGUUAACAGUCUUAAAAAAAAAAAAAAAAAAUCAACAGUCUUCAGUUGCGGACUUUUUGAGGUAAGAUGUAACAUUUUCAUUCAAUGUGCUUACAAUUCAUU
Cervus elaphus (red deer) is the source of this 6822-nucleotide messenger RNA. It is a transcript of the gene DCP2, whose product is annotated as decapping mRNA 2. NCBI's taxonomy places the organism in Eukaryota, Metazoa, Chordata, Mammalia, Artiodactyla, Cervidae. The transcript is spliced from 11 exons. The record is from RefSeq and is a predicted model, not a curated record. Gene Ontology annotation, biological process: nuclear-transcribed mRNA catabolic process, nonsense-mediated decay; deadenylation-dependent decapping of nuclear-transcribed mRNA. Gene Ontology annotation, molecular function: manganese ion binding; 5'-(N(7)-methylguanosine 5'-triphospho)-[mRNA] hydrolase activity; RNA binding. The coding region runs from base 194 to 1465 and encodes 423 amino acids. Gene Ontology annotation, cellular component: P-body; cytoplasm.